Molecule: messenger RNA, 1592 nt
Organism: Sesamum indicum (sesame)
Lineage: Eukaryota; Viridiplantae; Streptophyta; Magnoliopsida; Lamiales; Pedaliaceae
Source: RefSeq, a predicted model, not a curated record
AUGAGGAAGUCUGACCAGAACCAUCUGAUCAAAAACGCGCACAAAUCAGAAGAGGAAUUAGGGAUUGAAGGAAAGGACGACACCGUUUCCAGGGGAUUAGGGCAAUCCAACAAAUUGGGGAUUGUGAGUGAGAGCGACGUCGUCUUGAGGGAUGACGAGGAGAUGCAGGAAGGGCACGUGGCAAAAGCUGGGCUGCAGAAUGAAUUGGGGAUUUCGACUGAGGACGACGCCGUUUCGAGGGCAGAAGCAAGUUCAGCAGAAGGACACGUGGCGGGCGCCGAGGCAGGCGGUCUUGACCUUCACCUACCCAAAGCAUUCAUAAGUAAGGAAGAUUGCAUAACUGUUGCAAAAAAGGAGAUUGAAGCCCUUAAGCAUAAUCUUGCCAAUAUCUCUUCCAAUUCUGAUGAUAGUGCUCAAAAGCUGAAGGAAGAGUAUCUUCAAAAACUCAAUGUCCUUGAGACACAGGUUGCUGAAUUGAAGAAAAAACAAGAUGCUCAAGCUCAACUCCUAAGACAAAAACAGAAAAGUGAUGAAGCUGCAAGAAGACUGCAGGAUGAGAUCCAGAGGAUAAAGACACAAAAGGUUCAAUUACAACAAAAGAUAAAACAAGAAUCUGAGCAGUUCAGGCUAUGGAAAGCAUCUCGAGAAAAAGAAGUGCUUCAGCUAAAAAAAGAGGGAAGAAGAAAUGAAUAUGAGAUGCAUAAGCUGUUGGCACUCAACCAGAGGCAGAAGCUGGUAUUACAGCAGAAGACUGAAGAAGCUGCUAUGGCUACAAAACGACUUAAGGAGUUGUUAGAUUCUCGAAAAGCUUCACGUGAAACACCUGGUGGAGGAAUUAACAAAGGUCCUGGAAUUCAGGCACUAGUGCAGGCUAUUGAGCAUGAACUUGAGGUUACUGUAGGAGUACAUGAAGUACGGUCAGAGUAUGAGCGGCAAAUGAAAGAGAGGGCUAAAAUGGGUGAAGAAGUUGCAAGAUUGAAAGAGGAAGCGCUUAUAGGAAAGCAGCAGAACUUAAGUGAAUUUCCACAGUCGAUGUCUCCUGGUGCUAGAAAUUCGAGGAUUUUUGCUCUUGAGAAUAUGCUUGCCACUUCCUCAAGUACCCUUGUUUCCAUGGCAUCUCAAUUAUCAGAAGCAGAGGAGCGUGAACGAGCAUUUAGUGGUAGAGGGAGAUGGAACCAAGUUCGCUCUGUUGCUGGGGCCAAAAAUAUCAUGAACUUCCUCUUUAACCUGGCAGCAUCCUCCCGGUGCCAGCUAAGGGAUACAGAAGUUGACUGCAGACAGAAGGAUGCAGAAAUUAGAGAUUUGAAGGAGAAAGUAGUCAACUUGAUUAGACAAGUAGAGCUUCAAAAGUCCGAACUCAGCCGUCAGGAAAAUUUAGUGAAGUUGGCUUUGGAGAGACAUACCAAUGAAAUGAAUGAAGCCUAUGGAGCUUGUGUGAUGAACAACAGCGACGGGCAUUCUUAUGACUUACGAUCCAAGGUAUAUUAUGACAUAAUUUGUGUUGCAACUAAUAUUAACAGAUCUUAGUAUUGUUUUCUACUAACAUAGGUCCAUUUUGUAAACUUAUGAUGCCAUAUAUUUUGCAAAUGUAC